Exserohilum turcica Et28A is the source of this 991-nucleotide messenger RNA. RefSeq lists its product as uncharacterized. Bases 1 to 636 code for a protein of 211 amino acids. NCBI's taxonomy places the organism in Eukaryota, Fungi, Ascomycota, Dothideomycetes, Pleosporales, Pleosporaceae. The record is from RefSeq and is a predicted model, not a curated record. Gene Ontology annotation, biological process: RNA splicing. The transcript has a single exon. Gene Ontology annotation, cellular component: precatalytic spliceosome.
AUGUCAGACAACGAGCGAUCCCGCGACCGCUACCGCGAGCGAGAUAGCCGUCGCGAGCCACGCGAAGGCCGUGAACGAGGCGGCACACCCACAGAGCGGCGCAACCGCUCGCGCAGUCCACGAGAGCGCGGCGGCCGGCGCGACAACCGCCACCGUUCGCGAUCGCCAUACCGAAAAGAUGAGCGCGAAGGGGCCAGCCGAGGCGGCGACAGGGGCAGGCCUGGUCAUGACCGCGGUCGAGGUCGCGACGACAGGCGAGGAGGCCGAGAUGAUCGCUCCCAUUUCCGCGACCGCUCACCACAACCACCAAAAGGCCCCCGUGGUAGCGCUCGCGGCCCCUUCAGCGGCGCUGUCAAACCCCCAAGCGGCCCUCGCCCCUCGGCUGAUUCUGCUGUCAAGGAAGAGACUCCUGAUGUGGAAAUGAAGGACGAGAGGCAGAAGCCAGAGGACAUGGAUGACGACGAAUGGGAGAUGCUGAAGGUCAUGGGCUUUGGAGGAUUCAAGAGCACGAAAAACACAAAGGUUCCUGGAAACGACAAGAACUACGGGGUCAGGAAGGACAAGCAGCUCCAGGCCAGACAGUACAUGAAUCGCCAGGGUGGUUUUAACAGGCCACUGUCGCCGAGCAGGUCAUGAUGAGGCUGUAACGGGCAUGUGCUAUGAGGUCUUACAUUGCUGGUUAAAGUCAUGGUUACAAUUUCGGGAGCUUGCGCUUGAAGCAAGGCCACCGUAACAUCCAACGGUCAAAGUCGCCUUUCUGGGACAAACGAGGCAAGGCAAACACACGCUACGGCAAGUCCUUGGGCCACCUACACUCGGGGCGGAGCAGCUCAUGGUAUGACGCCUUUUCCGUAUUCCAGCACAAUUACUUCUCUUUAGUCUGACCCGAGCAAAAGGAACAUGUGUUACUACAGAAUCUGUUACUAUGAGCAGGGCAUGUAUUGUUAGACGGAUGCUGCUCUCUAGAAUGCGAAUUCAACUAUUUUCACCG